AUGCCUCGCUCAGGCGGAUCUUUCGGGAAGGCGUCCUACCUUGCCGGUGAGGGGGGCCUCUUGGACACGUGCCGCGCCGGCAGUCAGCGUCGUGGCGGCCAUUUUCUGCGAUGCUCUCGCGCGUGGGCGCCGAGAAGGCUCGCUUCGCUGCUCCAGCUUUCUGUAGCCGCCUUAAUUCUCAGCACAUGCGUAUUCGAUCGUGUCCCGGUCGUAGCAGUCGGAGGAAAAGCCGCCACGCGGGUGUCCGUGCACACGGCCGCGGCACACCCUACAGAGAGCCCAGACAAGGAAUUCGAGCGCGAGUUCAAUGGGCUUAUCUCCAGCGAUCAGCAUCCCGACCGUCGACAGCCUCACAAGGCUGAGUUCAAGCGGGGGAAGGGAGUGUCUGUGGAACGCGCGGAGCAACUCUGUGCAAAGGCUCCAGAUGCGGCGGCAUGCAUCGCGCAGCAGACCAAAGAACCGGUGCUUCCGACGACCACCCGCCGCAGAGCAGCUCUGAUCGGAGUCCUCGCUCAAGGGCCUGUUUUGCCUUUCGUUAAGGGCACGUAUCGGCAUUUGUUACGCGACGAAGAGCUGCUGCCUGAGGACGGCGGCCCUUCGUAUGUCAGCGCCUCCUACGUCAAGUUCAUCGGAGCUAGUGGAAGCAAAGCUGUGCCCGUGCCUGCGUUCGCGUCGGAUGCGGAGUACCGGGAACUGUUUGAAGCACUCGACGGUCUUAUUCUUCCUGGAGGAGAGGCUGCCAUCAACGAACCGAGCGCAGCUUACUACCGAGCAGCCCGUCUCUUUCUCGACUGGGCAAAAGAGGCGAACGACUCGGGGCGCUACUUUCCUGUUUUCGGCAUUUGCCUGGGCUUUGAGGCCAUGCUCAUCUGGGGCAGUGGCGGCCGCUUCGACUACUUUACUACCGACGACUACCGAAACCUGGAUCGCAGUCGGCGCCUGACGCUUCUUCCUGGCGCCUUAGAGGCUCGCUUCUUCGGCGGCCGGGGGUUUUCUUCUUCCGAGGCGGGCGACUUCGACUCCUCGUCUGACGGUCGCUUAUCUGGCGAUCGCGACGCGCGGCCGAGUCCGCCAGGCGCCUCCGCUGCUCUCCCGCACGCGAGAUCCGCAGAAGAAGAUGUGUCUCCGGGGCUCCUGGGGGACAUCGAGGCGCCGGCUGCUGCUGGCAACGACCUGGGGGAGCUAGACGACACACCAGGCCGCGGAUCUGCUCAGGAGGCGCUCGAGGUUCAAGAGCCCGCGCCUGGUCGCAGGCUGCUUCUCCUGCAGAGGGGGGCGAGUCUAGGCGUGCCGCCCGGUACGCGAAGCGGAGGCGACGGCGGAACGGGAAUGGCGUCGGCUCGCGUAACCUUGGUGCAGCCUCUGCUUGACGGAAGGAAACGGUCUGUCGCUGCGGUCUCCUUCUCUGCGGCCGUCUCUCCGUCCGCAGCACCCGUGCCGCGACGCGCGCGGACUUCUCAAGAAGGGGGGAAGCCACGCCGAUCGCCUGCCGAAGACCUGCGGGAUUCGGGCGCGUCGCCGGAGAGCCAGACAGCGCGGACGCACAGACACGAGACGGAGGACGCGAACUCGACAGGUAGCCCCUUUUUCGUCCUCAGUCGUGAGCGGGAAGCGGACGUGAAGGAGGUUGACGAUCUGCAGAUCGACGACCUGGACGGUGCGGGUGCGGCGGGGUCGGCGGACGACGAUCUGCACCUCGUCACAGAAGAACCAACUGGCGUGUCGCCAAGCCUGGAAGGAGCCGAAGACCUAUUUGAGGGAGGUGGAGACGCGCUGCAGAAUGUCACGAGGGCCGAAGCGAUCGCUGCACUGCUCCAGGAACAGCCGUCGUCAUACUUCCAUCAUCACCGCCGGAUGACGCGUGUCGAGUUCGAAAGCGACCCGCACCUGACGAAGAACUUCCAACUGGUCGCCACCGCGCGUGUGGGAGACGGCUCAAAUCCAGACGGAAGCGACGAGAUUGUCGCCAUCGUGGAGGCCAAAGGAUAUCCUUUUUACGGCUUCCAGCACCACCCGGAGAAGCCUCUUUUCGAGCACUGCCCUGUGGCGCAGAUUCCGCACGACAUGGUGUCGCGGAUGAUCUCGCUGUACACUGCGGCGUUCGUUGGAAGCGAGGCGAACAAGUCGCCGCGCGCAGCGGAGCGAUUCGACAAGGAGUGGACCCGUCUGUUUGAGCGCCGCACGCCGUUCAGCACUUCGUCGCCAGACAAACCUUACGUUUUUGAGCAAGUAUACUUCUUCUCGGGCUCCGAGGCUGCACUCCGCAGUGGCGAGCGCAAGGAAGAGACACGCGGAAACCGCCUGCAGAGGCUGACGAGCUAG
This is a messenger RNA of Besnoitia besnoiti, 2322 nucleotides long. RefSeq names its product gamma-glutamyl hydrolase. NCBI's taxonomy places the organism in Eukaryota, Apicomplexa, Conoidasida, Eucoccidiorida, Sarcocystidae. The record is from RefSeq and is a predicted model, not a curated record. Gene Ontology annotation, biological process: tetrahydrofolylpolyglutamate metabolic process. Bases 1 to 2322 code for a protein of 773 amino acids. Gene Ontology annotation, molecular function: gamma-glutamyl-peptidase activity. The transcript is spliced from 5 exons. Gene Ontology annotation, cellular component: vacuole.